Molecule: messenger RNA, 2285 nt
Organism: Scleropages formosus (Asian bonytongue)
Lineage: Eukaryota; Metazoa; Chordata; Actinopteri; Osteoglossiformes; Osteoglossidae
Gene: ugl
Product: ureidoglycolate lyase
Exons: 16
Coding region: 392-2056 (554 amino acids)
Biological process (GO): glyoxylate cycle
Cellular component (GO): cytoplasm
Molecular function (GO): malate synthase activity
Source: RefSeq, a predicted model, not a curated record
GGCGUAACGUUUAAGGCUCUCGCCGUAGCAUCUCUUGCUCGGAUGUAAUAUCCAGUUUGUAUAAAUGGGUAAAACGUGAAGUAACUUCCAUGAAAGUGGUAAAUAUGUAAUUAGUGGUAAUAAGAGAUGAGCGUGAGCGAGCCGAGCGUGGAGGCCCGUUUUGAAUUCCGUUGCGCUCUACGCUAACUGGUGUGUGACGGAUGGUUCUGAAAAUUGUUUGCAGAUGGAAGACUCUGAAGGAACAGUGAGGCAAAUUGGGGCUUUCUCCGAAGGCAUUAACAACCUGACGGCUAUGAUACUUAACCUCAGCUGCCUGGAAAACGCUGUUUAAACAUAAGCGCAAAGUCCAUCCAAAGUCCUCUUCCCGUCCCUCCACAUCACCCAAUAAGACAUGGCUGCUCGUAGAGGAAUGGAGAUCGAACCUCCGCCCGGAGGCUUAGAGCUGGAGUUCGAGAUUCUCCUCAGUGGCAACGCGCUGGAGUUCCUGGUGGAGCUGGUCUCCAAUUUCCAACAAGAAGUUGACACGAUACUCGCGCAGAGAAGCGCCAGGAAGGCGCAUCUGGACCUGAGCGGGGAGCUGCCGGGGUUCUCCGAUGACACGGCGCACAUCCGAAACGACCCGACGUGGAGGGUGCGUCCUGCACCCGCACGGCUGCGCAGGAGACACGUGGACAUCGGGGACCUGGCCCCCUGCGACACGGAGCGCUUCAUGCGGGCUCUGAGGUCUCCAGCGCAGGGCAUACAGGUUGACUUUGACGAUGGCAAUUGUCCAACAUACUACAAUCAGAUUAAAGGCAUUUACAAUGUCUACAGAGCAGUGCGUAACCAAUUUCACGAUACCCCGCCCGUGUCCAAGGCCCCGGUGCUCAUGCUCCGCCCACGUGCCUGGAACAUGGUGGAACACAACAUGAUGGUAAACGGCAAAGAGGUGCCGGGGCCCCUCUUCGACUUCGGCCUCUUGAUGUUCCACAACGGAAAACUGCUGUUUGAGAACAACAGUGGGCCGUUCUUCUACCUGUCCAAGGUCGAAAGCUACCUGGAGGCACGGCUUUGGAGCAAAAUAUUCCUGUGGACGGAACAGCGGCUGGGUUUGCCGCCGGGCAGCACCAAGGCCACCGUGCUUAUAGAGAACAUCCUGGCCACGUUCGAGAUGGAGGAGAUCCUCUAUGAGCUGCGGGAGCACUCCGCGGGCCUCAACUGCGGCAUCUGGGACUACUCGGCUUCUUUCGUCAACAAGUUUGGCCAUCGAGCUGCGUUCCUGCUCCCUGAUCGCAGCAAAUAUGUGAACAUGGAGAAGAGGUUUCUCAGGAGCUACAUGGACCUUCUGGUGCAAACGUGCCACAGACGAGGAGCUCUGGCCACAGGAGGAAUGGCGGCACUGCUACUUCCACGGGAGAAGGACGGCGCCCUCUACAGGAGCGUCCUCGCCGCAGUCACCAGGUCAAAGUUACUGGAAAUCAACGCCGGUGUGGACGGUUUCAUGGUCUACGACUUGGAUCUGGUGGAACCGAUGCAGAGACUGUUCCAGAUGCGCAGCCGAGGGGAGAACCAGCUGCUGGAGCUCCGCGAGGACGUCGCCGUGACCCCCGCCGACCUGCUCAGCGUGCCGGCGGGUGGGGUCACCCUCUAUGGACUCAAGUACAACGUUGCUGUUGGAGUUCUUUUCAUCGAGGCCUGGCUACAAGGUCGAGGGCAUUUCUUCUACAAGGGUCAAGUGGAGGACUCGGCCACUGCGGAAAUUUCCAGAUCCCAGGUGUGGCAGUGGAUCCGUCACCUGGUCACGCUGGAGGAUGACGGGAGAGCGGUCACCAGGGCUCUGGUGCGGAGCCUGACCACGGAGGUGCUGGCGGAGCUGGAGGACGAGCGGCGGGGUCACACGCCGAGGGAGCGUCGGACUCUGCUCACCUCCGCCCGCAUGUUCCUCGAGGUGGUCCAGAAGAGCGACUUCCCGGAGUUCCUCACCACCUACCUCAACCUGGACCACACGUUCCUCAGCUCACAGGGGAGGCAUGCAGACCAGCAAGAGGAAGGAGGCGUUCUCAAACACAGGCUAUGAAGCGUGAGCGCGGCCACACUGACAACUGCCACAUCCCACAUGGCGUAGCGUGUGACUGGUGUCAGAUGUUUAAUUUUUUUUUUUUUUUUUUUUUUUUUACAUUUUCAGCUUCAUAAUUGCUUCAUUUUAGAGAUAAAGUUAAUGAGUUUUUGUUCCUGCCCACAAUGAUUAACAUUUACAGUAAUGCAUGACACUUUUCUCCAAAAUGACACACACCUCCAGUGGAGGG